Ictidomys tridecemlineatus (thirteen-lined ground squirrel) is the source of this 318-nucleotide messenger RNA. Lineage: Eukaryota; Metazoa; Chordata; Mammalia; Rodentia; Sciuridae. The record is from RefSeq and is a predicted model, not a curated record.
AUGGGGAGAGGUUGCCUCAACUGGGAAGGAAAAGAAAUCUCCCUCGCAGCAUACUCUGCUCCCGUGGUCAGCAUCAUGAAGUCCCGGAUGCCCCUGUCCUUGACACUCCUCUGUGUGGUGCUGCUGUGCGUGCUGGGAGAAAUGAAGUCAAAACAUGAUGAUGAGCUGCUGGUGGAGGAGUGCUCAGGAGAGCCAAACAUAGUAGACUGUGCCCAGAAGUGCUCGAGGACCUUCAAAUGUGCCCAGAAGAACCACGUGUGCUGCUGGACCUACUGUGGUAACAUCUGCUGGGAAAAAGAAUACCUUGAAAACCUGUGA